Plasmodium cynomolgi strain B is the source of this 873-nucleotide messenger RNA. RefSeq lists its product as hypothetical. Bases 1 to 873 code for a protein of 290 amino acids. Lineage: Eukaryota; Apicomplexa; Aconoidasida; Haemosporida; Plasmodiidae. The transcript is spliced from 2 exons. The record is from RefSeq and is a predicted model, not a curated record.
AUGGUAGAUUCCACGCUGUUGGAGAAUUGUCCCUUUUUAGAUGAUAUUUGGAAAAAGUAUAAUUCUGAUGUAGCUGCGAAUUAUAGCAAUGAUAGUUAUAUUUUAUUAUCAAGCUAUGAUUAUAUUACUAAUAUCAAUGGCUGUGAAAACGAAAAAAAAGAUAUUUGUAGAAAACUUUUACGAAAUUUGAAGGAGUUAUAUAACAGUAAUUAUAAGGAAGAGGAUUUUACUAAAUACUGCAACAAUAUAAACCACUGGUUAUAUUAUGAAUUAAAGAAACAUAAAAUUAAUGAUGAUACUAUUAACAUUAUUUUUAAAGAGUCAUAUCAGCCAAAUGAUAAUGAACAAGUAUCUCCUUUCUGUAAUUAUUUGACAUUCUAUGAAGGCUUAUUUGAACCAGAAAAGUUAGUAAUGUUAAGUAUAUUUAAUAAUAAUAUUCCUGAUAAUAAAGAACAUUUAAUCAAAAAUAUUGAUUCUAAUAUAUACUCUUGUGAAAAUUUUAUCAACGAAUGUGUAAAAAUAUAUAAAACAAUGCAAGAGCAUUACUGCUCAAAACGUAUCACUGAGAAUCACAUUAAAAACACUACCUGUAAAAUGCUAAAUAUGUUUAGAGAAUAUUAUAAGGAAAAUCUUUGCAAGAAAAUCAUAAAUCAUGAGUUAUCAGAAUUUUGUUCUUAUACUCCUACAAAUAUUAUAGAGGAUUCUUCAUCAGAAGAAAGUGAGUCAGUUCAAGAUUUUCCAAUACAAAUCAAUCAAUCAGAUCCUUCUAUAAUUCAAAGCGUACCCCUUGCUCUUGGCGUAAUGGCUGGAAUAUCAUCACUUUUAGUGUUAAUAUAUAAGGUAAAUAUAACCUUAAUUCAAAUAUAUGAAUAA